Messenger RNA from Hibiscus syriacus, 1182 nucleotides. RefSeq lists its product as uncharacterized. The coding region runs from base 1 to 1182 and encodes 393 amino acids. The transcript has 3 exons. NCBI's taxonomy places the organism in Eukaryota, Viridiplantae, Streptophyta, Magnoliopsida, Malvales, Malvaceae. The record is from RefSeq and is a predicted model, not a curated record. Gene Ontology annotation, molecular function: nucleic acid binding; RNA-DNA hybrid ribonuclease activity.
AUGGAUUCUUCUUUGUUAAUGUUUGACAAUAAGAUACCACAGAAAGUUUCUUGGAUUUGGAAAUCGGUGGUAUUGAAUCAUUUCAAAGAUGACAAUGUAGGCUCAAAGUUUAGAAGCAUGUAUACUUUCCUAGUUGGAGAUGGCAUUUUUAUUCAGUUCUGGCAGGACAUUUGGGCAAUGGAUUAUCCCCUUUUGAUCAUUUUUCCUAGACUGUUUGCUAUGUCAACAAACAAGAUGGGUAAGUUAUCUGAAUUUGGGGAUUAUAGCUCAGCAGGCUGGAUUUGGGAUGUGCAGUUUCGAAGGAACUUAAACGACUGGGAAUUAGAGCAGUGGUCGAAUUUUAUGGUUGUUAUUUCGACUUUCUCCUUUUCUUGGGAAACUUCUGACGGGAUGAUUUGGAAAGGUAAUGGGGAUGGAGUGUACACGGUUAAAUCAGGUGUUAAUAUUUGUUCAUCAGAAUCUUUGGGAUCGGAGGAGGUCUUUUUUUGGAAGAAGAUCAUUUGGAGGAGUCAGUUACCUCCUAGGGUAGAGUCCUUUAUGUGGCAGGUUGUUCUAGGGAAACUGGCUGUUAAGACACAACUUAUUAAAAGAGGGGCCGUUAUUUGGACUACUUGGAAAAUCAGGAAUUUAAUUGUGUUUGAAGGGGGGAAGUUAGAUAUGGCAGAAUUCUUUUUCUUAGCAAGAUGUAGGCUUGCGUCUUGGUUCCUUGCUAAGAAUAAUGAGGGGACUCUUGUUCUUUCCAUUCUAAUCAGAUUGUUUCUAUUUUUCCUUUUGUCUCCUCCUCCAUUGGGGUUUGUUAAACUUAAUGUUGAUGCUGCUACUACAAGAGAUUGGAAGAAAAGUGGGUUAGGAGUUUUGAAGGAUUCUUCAGGAUUUAUUUUAGGUUCUUUCAAGGAUUUUGUUGGUUCGGGGCCUCCGACAUUUAUGUUGCUAAAAGCUAUUCAAAGGGGUUUGUUAUUCUACACUUCUUUUCGAGAGCGGAUCAAGGAGCGUUUGAUUAUUGAAAGUGACAGCAAGGUGGCAGUGUAUUGGGUUAGGGAGGUUGAAUUAUGUCCUGAUGUUUAUGCUUAUAUUAUUAAAGACAUUGUUCAUAGACUUAAUGUAUUUGAAGGUGUUAUUAGAUGGGUUAAUAGGACAACCAAUCUAGAGGCUGAUGCCUUAGCUAAAGAAGGAAUAGGCUGA